Daucus carota subsp. sativus is the source of this 2020-nucleotide messenger RNA. Its product is annotated as lycopene beta cyclase, chloroplastic. Lineage: Eukaryota; Viridiplantae; Streptophyta; Magnoliopsida; Apiales; Apiaceae. Gene Ontology annotation, molecular function: oxidoreductase activity, acting on paired donors, with incorporation or reduction of molecular oxygen. Gene Ontology annotation, biological process: carotenoid biosynthetic process. The record is from RefSeq and is marked provisional.
GUUUGGAUGAUUUGAUUUUGGAUAUCUUCACCCACAAAUUAUUUUUUAUUUUUAGAAAGAAAAUAAAAGAAUUUGUUUCAAGUGAGUGCAGCUUACACCUACUUGAUUAUAUGAAAAAUGAGAUAUGCUUGUAUGUAUCUCGUCUGUAUCUACCUCCAAUCCCUCUUGCUGCUAGAUGGGUAAGUCUUUAAUUCUUUAACCGUAGCUUUAUUUACUUGUAAUUCUCCAAUAUCUUCUGCAGUUAUAUGUUUAGUACAUGUUUUUAUUUUGAACAAUUUUUUAUUAAGUCACUCUGAAAUUUCCAUUAAUUAUUGGUGAAAGUUAGCAUAAAGGUUGAGAAUUUGGGAUAUCUUGGAACCCAGAUUUUGUUUUUGGAGAUAUAUUUGGUAAAUUAAUAGAACCAUACAUGAAAGUGAUGGAUACUCUACUAAAGACUCAUAACAAGCUUGAGUUUUUCAAUCCAAUUCAUGGGUUUCCUGAUAAAGUUGGAACCCUGAGUUGUUUGAAGUUUCGAAACCAGGAGCUGAGGUUUGGCUCUAGAAGAUCGAAUGUAAAUUGGGGGAAGAACGGUUCUGUAAAGGCUAGUAGUAGUGCCCUUUUGGAGCUUGUUCAAGAAACCAAGAAAGAAAAUCUUGAAUUUGACCUUCCUUUGUAUGACCCGUCGAAUGGCCUUGUAGUGGACUUGGCUGUAGUUGGUGGAGGUCCUGCAGGGUUAGCGGUAGCACAACAAGUUUCUGAGGCAGGACUUGCGGUUGUGUCUAUAGACCCUUCUCCAAAAUUGAUAUGGCCAAACAAUUAUGGUGUUUGGGUGGAUGAGUUUGAGGCUAUGGAUUUGCUAGAUUGCCUUGACACUACCUGGUCAAGUGCAAUUGUUUACAUUGAUGACCAGACAACCAAAGAGCUCGGAAGACCGUAUGGAAGGGUUAACAGGAAGCAGCUUAAAUCUAAAAUGAUGCAGAAGUGCAUAUCAAAUGGAGUUAAAUUUCAUCAGGCUAAGGUUGUAAAAGUUGUACACGAGGAAGCUAAAUCCCUAUUGAUAUGUAAUGAUGGUGUGACCAUUCAAGCUGCUGUAGUUCUUGAUGCAACCGGUUUUUCAAGAUGUCUUGUUCAAUACGACAAGCCAUAUAAUCCAGGAUACCAAGUAGCUUAUGGAAUAGUGGCAGAAGUAGAAGAACAUCCUUUUGAUGUAAAUAAGAUGAUUUUCAUGGACUGGAGAGAUUCCCAUCUUAAUGGCAAUACAGAAUUAAAAGAAAGAAACAGUAAAAUCCCUACGUUUCUUUAUGCUAUGCCUUUUUCAUCUGACAGAAUAUUUCUUGAAGAAACAUCCCUUGUAGCUCGUCCAGGUUUAGCCAUGGGAGAUAUUCAGGAGAGAAUGGUGGCUCGCCUAAGGCAUUUGGGUAUUAAAGUGAAGAGCAUUGAAGAGGAUGAGAGAUGUGUGAUCCCAAUGGGAGGGCCUCUGCCUGUACUCCCUCAGAGAGUAGUGGGAAUUGGCGGUACAGCUGGUAUGGUGCAUCCUUCCACUGGAUAUAUGGUAGCAAGAACUCUAGCUGCUGCACCAGUUGUUGCCAAUGCAAUAGUUCAGUACCUUGGUGGUUCUAAGAAAGGCGCUUUGGGAAACGAAUUGUCUGCAGAAGUCUGGAAAGAUCUAUGGCCAAUAGAGAGAAGACGCCAGCGAGAAUUCUUUUGCUUUGGUAUGGAUAUUUUGCUAAAACUCGAUUUGCCUGGUACAAGAAGGUUUUUCAGUGCUUUUUUUGACCUGGAACCUCGCUAUUGGCAUGGAUUCUUGUCUUCUCGACUAUUUCUUCCUGAACUAUUCUUUUUCGGGCUUUCUCUUUUCUCAAAUGCCUCCAACACUUCUAGAAUAGAGAUCAUGGCAAAAGGCACGGUUCCUUUGGUAAACAUGGUAAACAAUCUGAUCAAAGAUAGAGAAUAGUCAUUUUGUGAUUUUGACUCAUUGUGUUAUAAAUGUUUGUAUGUUCUCUGAUCAUAAAUCUAGUUCAAAAUGCUUGUGAAGUUACAC